AAUAUUUUUUAUGGAAUAUCGUCACUAUUCUCAGAUAGUUUUCGAAUGGCUUUUCUUUUUAAAUAUAGAACAGCUCCUUCUAUUCUCUCUUUUUUUUUCUUCUUUGUUUUGACACAUUUUAUUACAUUUUCCUUUUUUAUAUUUUUUUCUGCAGCAUUUUUUCUAGUUUUUAUGUGUUCUUCCGAAGUCAAUAGUGUUGCUUUGCUCUUUUACGCACUUGAAUCAGUUUUUGUGGAAUAGCUGAUAUAUCCUGUAAAAUUCGAGAUAGGGUGUAGUCUGGAUUCUUACUGAACGAAGCCUCUUUCGGAGUACUCGGGUGUGAAACAUUAGACAUCGUGGCAGUUCUAACGAAAGAUUUUUAGCCACGAUUUCAGAGCUAUAUUUUGUUUCAUUUAUUAUUGGUUCAUAAGAACAACCUGGUAUAGGUUCCUUCUGAUUGUCCACAGCAGAUUUACAAUGUGAAAGCACUUGUGUAACAGAAGUAUUUGUCGAGUCAUCUGUAGAUUCUUGAAAAAACGCAUAAUCUGGCACCACUUCUGGGUUAAGGGGGUACACUCCAGUUCCUUUAAAACCAGCAAUUGCAUUUUCCGACGAUGCUGCUUUUCCCCAAGCCCUGUUAAGCCAAACUCCGAAAGAAAGUCUCGAUAUUCGACGUCCUGGGUUGUGGAUUAACCAAAGUCUAGACCAGGGAUCGGCAACCUGUUUGUCCUUAAGGGCGCACUACUAAAUUUGAAAAUCACCGAGGGCGCAUAUUUUACAGAUAAUCAACAGGUAUCAAUGGGCAUUAAAAAAACCGAUUUUUUAUAACUUUAUUUUGUUGGUGUCAUACAUAAUGAUACAUAUAAUUCAGUGUGAAACUUGGGUGUCCAUAUUUUCAGCUAAUUUCUUAUAAUUGGGGAUAUAUUUAGAGUUCCCGGUCCUUAAACAAUUAGAUAUCUAAAUAUGAGUCAUUAAGCUUUGUUCGGUAUUGAAAGAAAAUAAUUAUUUCGGAUUACUUGGUAGUUUUAAAUGCACGGUCUACGCGUGGUCUAUUCGAAAUACGAUCAUACACUAACAAAAAAUACGUCCGUGUUAUUAGAUACGCACAAGGUUAGCUAACUGCUAAUCUAUGCAGAAUCCUAAACUCAACUGACUACUUCCUGUAUAUCGCCGUUUGACAAGAGUAAGUAAAUCGCUGUGGCUGUCAUACAUACAUUUACAUUAGUCCAGCGAGGGCGCAUUAAAAAUCGAUCGGGGGCGCCAUGGCGCCCGCGGGCUCCGCGUUGCCGACCCCCUGGUCUAGACUGUUCAUAGAAUUUGCCGCAACUAGACAAGUUCACGAUUGCACGUAUUCUUUCUGAAUUAACGGCCGGUAUAAAACCUCAAGACCCGUGGAACAAGCAUCAGUCCUGCCUGGAUCUUUGCUGCUGUCCACCACCCCGUCGUUUCAAUUUUACAUCAUGGCCUUUUUAUUUAAGAUAUUUGUCGCGAUCCUGUUAGCAACUCCAGCCUUCACUGGAAAAACGGGAGGUUAUUCCUAUAACCGGUUCAGUGGGCCUGUCAGCGGUCAGAUCGUCGAAGUCCAAGUACCGGCGGCUGAAGGCAUUCCGGCUCAACAACACGCAGAUUACGGAUACGAUCAUAAUUCAGGGAAAAUACACCCGGACACCGCCAAAUAUGCACAUUUGAAGACCGUAGAUUACGUGGCCAAGCCGGACUACACAUACGCUUAUGGCGUAGAAGAUCCUCACACAGGAAACCUCCAGAACCACAAGGAACAGCGUGACGGCGACGUCGUGCGUGGAGAAUAUUCGCUGGUUGAGCCCGACGGUUCCGUUAGACUGGUUAGGUAUACAGCAGACCCGAAGAACGGUUUCCAAGCUGUAGUACACAAAAAGGCCGGAGGUCAAGCUCAAGCGCCCGUACAUUACGGACAUCCGAAACAAGACGAAGAUGACUCCAACGACUACUAGUCUUAUAAAACAUUUAAAUAGUACAUAGUAUCGAUGUUGACUUAUUUAUUAUUGUUAUCCUUUAUUAAAUCGUUGGAAAAGAAAAAA
Molecule: messenger RNA, 2039 nt
Organism: Bombyx mori (domestic silkworm)
Lineage: Eukaryota; Metazoa; Arthropoda; Insecta; Lepidoptera; Bombycidae
Gene: CPR130
Product: cuticular protein RR-2 motif 130
Exons: 5
Coding region: 1440-1952 (170 amino acids)
Cellular component (GO): extracellular matrix
Source: RefSeq, a predicted model, not a curated record